Messenger RNA from Rotaria sordida, 936 nucleotides. The record is from the annotation of a GenBank genome assembly. Lineage: Eukaryota; Metazoa; Rotifera; Eurotatoria; Philodinida; Philodinidae.
AUGGCUGGUGCAACCUAUAAAUUGGCACCCACAAAUAUGGCUAAAAGAUUUCCACAACAUGCUUAUCCAUACGCAAAUAAUAUAUGGAUGGAUCCUGGUGCACUUAAAGUUCAAGAAUUUAUUGUGAAUGUGACGGAAGAUAUUAUUAAUCGUUAUGCUGUUGAUGGUUUAACAGUUUACUUCAUUACUAGUGAUUAUGAAUUAUAUACAUUUAAUUUAUGUUGUUCUCGAUGUAACGGAGUUGAUAAAGCAGGUGAAGCUGUUUCACAACCUAUACAACAACAAUUGAAUUUAUUUGGUUUAUUACCAUAUAUGGAUAAUUAUAAGAUAACAUUUACAAGUGAUCGAGGUUCAAAUAUACUGAAAGCGCUGAAAGAUAGCAGCUCAUCUGGAGAUGAUACAACAACACCGUCAUCAUCUAAAUAUGUUGCAGCUAAUACGUUAUUAUCAGAUUUGCUAUCAAAAUCAGAAGAAGUUUUGAAUACAAUUACAACUAGUAAAAAACUUUUCAAAUACGCUGGAUUAAACAAAAACAUUGAAGAACAUGGUGAUAUAGCCUUAAAACAAGAAUGUGUUGUUCGUUGGCUUUCUAUGUCAAAUAUAUUACAGUUGAUCGAUGCUUCAAUUGAACAUAUAAGAUCAAUAUUAUCAUCAAAAUCAUCAAAGAAUCAAUGCUAUUUUAAAUUAAGUGAUAUAAAUAUCAUCAUUGAACGUAAUAAGAUUGACAUAUUAUUAUAUGUAAUUCUCUCUGUUUUAAGAACUGGUUUUUUUUCGAAAACAUAUGAUUCAAUUAUUAAAAUUGCUACUUAUGAUAUCAAUUCAACACCAAUAAUUACAUUUAAAAAUGAUGAACUUAAAAGAUAUUUACGAGUGAUUAUUGAUGAUAUUUCGAAACAACCAAAUCUAUUACCAUUCUGGCGUGAUCUUCAAAAAUAG